Messenger RNA from Nicotiana attenuata, 1239 nucleotides. RefSeq names its product developmental protein SEPALLATA 1-like. The transcript is spliced from 8 exons. Gene Ontology annotation, biological process: positive regulation of transcription by RNA polymerase II. Bases 261 to 998 code for a protein of 245 amino acids. Gene Ontology annotation, molecular function: RNA polymerase II cis-regulatory region sequence-specific DNA binding; DNA-binding transcription factor activity, RNA polymerase II-specific; protein dimerization activity. Gene Ontology annotation, cellular component: nucleus. The record is from RefSeq and is a predicted model, not a curated record. NCBI's taxonomy places the organism in Eukaryota, Viridiplantae, Streptophyta, Magnoliopsida, Solanales, Solanaceae.
AAGCAAAUCCUAAGGUUAAAACAAAGAAUCCUAAAACAAGAAGAAGAUAAAGUGAACAACAACAACCCAUGUUCACUUUUUCUUUUGUUUCUCUCUCUGCAUUGAACAUAUAGACUUAAGAAAGAUAAAGGCUCUAGCUAGGGUUUGCAGUUCCUUUUGUUCAUUUCUUUCACAAAUUUGGUUGACCAGUAGAACUGAAAAGAGGAUCAGUUGUUACCCAAGAGAAGAAAGUGGAAAAUAAAAAAAUAUAUAAGAAGGGGAUGGGUAGAGGAAGAGUGGAGCUGAAGAGGAUAGAGAACAAGAUAAAUAGGCAGGUUACUUUUGCAAAGAGGAGAAAUGGAUUGCUUAAGAAAGCUUAUGAACUCUCUGUGCUUUGUGAGGCUGAGGUUGCUCUCAUCAUUUUCUCUAAUCGUGGCAAGCUUUAUGAAUUCUGCAGCUCCAACAAUAUGCUCAAAACCCUUGAUAGGUACCAAAAGUGCAGCUAUGGUACAUUGGAAGUCAACCGAUCAAUCAAAGAUAAUGAGCAAAGCAGCUAUAGGGAAUACUUGAAACUCAAAGCCAAAUAUGAGUCACUGCAGCGAUAUCAAAGACACCUUCUUGGAGAAGACUUGGGGCCUCUGAAUAUCGAUGAUCUUGAUCAUCUUGAAGUCCAACUAGAUACUUCCCUCAAACACAUUAGGUCCACCAGGACACAACUGAUGCUUGACCAGCUUACUGAUCUUCAAUCUAAGGAGAAAUUGUGGGUUGAGGCUAAUAAGGUACUUGAAAGAAAGCUGGAAGAAAUAUAUGCUGAAAACAAUCUGCAGCAACCAUGGGGAGGUGGUGAGCAAAGUGUCACUUAUGGUCAGCAACAUGCUCAAUCUCAGGGUUUCUUUCAACCUCUAGACUGCAACUCUACUUUGCAAAUUGGGUACGAUCCAAUAACUACUUCAAGCCAAAUAACAGCAGUAACAAAUGCUCAAAACGUCAAUGGUAUGGUGCCUGGUUGGAUGCUGUGAAUGUCCCUCAAAAGUCCAACUUUCACUUAUCUUUAGCAUUGAAUAAUAGCUUAUACUAUUAAGUAAUAAAGGAAAACCGCAGUUAUCUAUCUGAGGAGUACUGUAAAUUCACCUUUUUCAUUUCUUUCUGAUUUUUUAGCUAAACUUUAUGGACAAUAUUAAGGUGAAUGUUUUGAAAUAUUCUCGAGCUAUGUUGCUUUGAAAUGUUCUAUUAAUAUCAUAAGGUGGAUGUUACUGACUA